This is a messenger RNA of Cajanus cajan (pigeon pea), 2054 nucleotides long. NCBI's taxonomy places the organism in Eukaryota, Viridiplantae, Streptophyta, Magnoliopsida, Fabales, Fabaceae. The record is from RefSeq and is a predicted model, not a curated record.
AGAAAGAGGUUCGGGGAAUAUUCAGGGUUUGAAAUAUGGGGGGACGUGCACUUUCGGGAGUCGUGUCGAGUGGACAAUGACAGUUGCAUGCUACCGCCGCCUUAGGGUUUCGUGCCUUGGGGUUGUGUCGUUUGGCGUGCAGGUGCAUUUAUUAUGAGCCUCUUGGGUUGCCGUGAGUGACUUAUAUAUAAGGUGUUGAGGUGGGGCUCUUUGCCUUAUACUUUCUCUGCAUCGCCUCUAGUCUUUCUUCUCUGAGCCGAAUACUCCUAAAAGGUUGGUUUUAUUUUUUGAUCUUAGUGAUAAUGGCCACCGAAGGUGUUACAUUGUCGUCAGGGUUCUCGGCCAGCGAGGGGGGAUCGGCCCAAAAUCCGGAUGCCGAGAUAUUGGCGUUUAACGCCGAAGUAGAGACGAUUGGGGGUCUUAGUGAGUCGGGCCCCGAGCGUAGUGGGGAAUCGGGGACUUCCUCUGGGUCGGAAUUGCCCGAUGCCGAAAUGAGUCCCGGGGAUUAUAGGCAAAAAUUUCCCCCCUGUGAGGUCCCCGGGUACGACUGGGUUGAUGGUGAAGUGGCGGCCUACUUCUCCCGUUUUCAUGAGAGGGCCGCCGUGAUACGCCUUCUUAGCCUUUGCACGUUGGGCCGAUGGGAAGGUUGGGACCCUUAUCCGAUCAUGCUUCGACGAUGCCGAGCCGAAGGACCUGGGGAGCUCGAUCUGGUUUUCCUUGCGAAGCGGGAAGAGCAGGGGGAUUUCUUUUACAUGUACGAGUGUUUCUUUCGGGAGUUAGGGAUGUCGCUUCCUUUUGAUGAUUUUCAGAUGGGGGUCCUUCGUGUAUUAAACGUAGCUCCGACCCAGUUGCACCCGAACGCGUGGGCUUAUAUGCAAGCGUUUCGGGUGUUAUGUAAAUACCAUUACGUAGAGCCGACUGUAGGUUUGUUUUUGCAUUUCUUCUGUACACGUCCGUCUAAUAAGACGAUUAAGUGGUUGUCGCUAAUUCGGAACCCCGACCGACCACUGUUGACACCCUUUACGUCUUCCUUUAAGGGCUUCAAGUCAGGGUUUGUGAAGGUAAUCAUAGACCCUGUAGCCGGCAGAAAUUAUUUUUACGAUGCCGAUGGGAAGCCCCUUUUUCCUUUUUAUUGGACUCGUCAGCCUCGGAAGUACGAUGACUUCCCCGAGGAUAUGAUGACCGAUGCCGAAUUGUCGGCCUUAAGCGUUCUUAAGGGAUUGCCGAGGUGCAUCCCGUCUCGGUUUCUGGUGCUGCUUCCCAAAUCGCCUCGGCCUCGUUUUGAGUUAGAGGGUUGGAUGGCGCAGCAAGGUUUGGGCUUGUCAUACCGGCAGUUAAUGAGGAGCAGGGCUCCGGCUGGGUCCUCUGCUGAAGAUCAUCGCAGUGUCGCGAUUGAUUCCCAGCCGCAAGUGAUGGAGGCUCCCCAACCGGCGCCCCCUGUUAUUGCUCUUCCCGACCCAAAGAGCAGGAAGAGAAAAGACAAAGGAAAGAAAAAAGCUGACGCAGCCGGUCCGGAGGUGCCACGGCCGAAGCAGCGCAGGGUUGAAGGGUCUUCGUCGAACUUGGCGGUCCCUUCGGCCAUUGUGGCCAAAGACUUUUUGUCUGAAGAGAUCCGGCCGUCGAGGAUGAUGUCGUCGGAUUUGCUGUCGGCUCAAGGUCACACGAUGCUUGACUCGGCCUCUCCCUCGGCACGAUGGGCUAUGGCCUGUGAGUUACAUGUGCGGGCAACGGCCAUUUUUAGGAAGAUGGCCUUGGAGCCGAUGGGUGAUCUUCAUAACCUCCAGAAGAGUUUGGAGGAUACUAAGGCGACCCUUCAACAAUCCCUAUCGGCACAAGAGGCGCUUUCCAACGACCAGGCCGCGUCCGAUGCUGAGAUUGCCCGCUUAAAGGGGGCGUUCGCGGAGAUGGAGGCUCGGGCCUUGGCGGCUGAGGAGGGGGCGGCGGAGGGGGCAAGAGUCCGAGAGGCAAAAGAGGCCGCUGCUCGGGAGGAGGAAAUGAAAGCCGAGGCCGAUGCUGCUAUGGCCGCUUUUCGGGCUGAAUGCGAGGAUAAAAUU